Messenger RNA from Cinara cedri, 6809 nucleotides. The record is from the annotation of a GenBank genome assembly. NCBI's taxonomy places the organism in Eukaryota, Metazoa, Arthropoda, Insecta, Hemiptera, Aphididae.
CGGUUAUUAUUUUAUUUUCUAUAGUUAUAUCAUAAUAUGAUUGUAAAAAUAUUAAAGAAAAUUAAAUUUGAAUAACAUAUUACAUUAUAACAAUAACAAAAAAAUGAUGAUACGUGUGACUCUACUAAUAGCUGUCCUGCGAUUAGACAUACCUCGUUUUAUGCAGUGUUAUCAUGAAAUCUGAAUCUUUAAUAAUAAUGUUGUGUUAUGGAAUAUCGCCAUAAAAAAAUAAGAUAACAAAGACCACCACAUCUAAAUCUCAUCAACUGACUCGGAAACCCUGUGAGUGAUAAAACUAUCUUAAAUGCCAUCAAAGAUUUUCGGAUUUAAAAAGGAACAACACCGAUGGCAUCGAUGCAAUCACAGAUGAAUUAAAGAACACAUGGUAUAAUUAUAAUUAUUUCAUGGGUAUAAUUAUUGUUAUCAUGUUACCGAAAAUUUUUUGAUAACACGUCUAAACGCUCACGCAUGCAAAUAAUCGUUCGUUUUGGAACUAUAAGCAAAGCGGUUAUAAAUGCUUUAAGCUAAAGUGAACGAUUUGUGAGCGUGAGCACUGUUUUAUUUUGAACUCUGAAAGCGUCUGACUCCACAGUAAAGACAGCCCCGUCCAAACAGACUAUCUAAAUUUUAUUGUGUUAUGCUAUCACUGACUUUACAAAUUUCCUUUAUCUCUGGUUAUUACUGAAGUAGAGUUUGGUAACAUUUUUAUUUUUCUGUAAUUUUUUACUAACUUUUAACUUUAACUUACUAGUUUUUGUUGGACAUUAAAACUUAAAAACCAAUGAUUAAAUGAUUGUUCCUUUAGUAUUUAUUAUUUCACCAUUUAGGAUUAAUCUAAUGAAUCAACAAUAAAUGUUAAUAAGGAAUUAAAAAACUGUUUUUCAUACUAUACUAGAAUGUUUGUUAUGACAUCUCGACUCCACUCAAUUCCGGGUUUGAAGUACUUCGGUAGCAAAAAAUCAUUGAAAGGGCUGUAUGUAUUUAUGUAUUAUUCAAUAACUAGUUCUAAUAAUUAGAUUGUGUGAUUUCUAAAUUAAAAUUAAUAACAUUUUUAUUUAAACAUAUCAAACUAACUGAUCAUUAAUUAAUUACAAAAAUAACAAAUUUUAUAACUUUUUAAGUUGAUUUAAUAGUUACUUAAUAACUUAAUGAGUUCAUUUUUAAUUAACAUACAAAUUUGAGUUCUAUAUGAAAUAAUGUACUCAAUCAAAGAAAACAAAAAAAAAUUAAAUUUUAAUUUAUAAAAAUAAAGAUACUUUUUAACUUUUUAAUUCAUCUAUUAAAAAUUAUUUUUUAAAUAUAGAUUUAAACUAUAUUUUAAAUCAUGAAGAAUCUUUAUAUGCUUGGGAUUUAAAAUAAAUUUUAAAAAACUAAACUUUUAUUCUACUAAAUUGAUAUACUUUUUUUACAGUAAUAUAUCAUGUCAAUUUUCAUCCAAGAUUGAAAAUUCUUGUUCUUUUAACCAACCUUCACUCAAAGAACCAAUGCCAAACUUACCCAAUGUUGUAUACAGUAAACAUAAACUGCAUAAUGUAAAAACAAACCUCACCCAACUACCUUGUGGCAUACGAAUUGCAUCUGAAGUUGCAUAUGGUGAAUUUUGUACAGUUGGAGGUAUAAUUUACUUUAAUUUUAUAAAAUGAAUAAACAAACUAUUAUCUAUUUAUAAUUAAACUAGUUUUUACUCAUAUUUAACAUAAACUUAUUAUUUUAUUAUUAUUUAUUAGUGGCAAUUAAUUCUGGUUGUCGAUAUGAAGUAGCAUAUCCAAGUGGCGUUAAUCAUUUUCUUGAGAAAUUGGCCUUCAAUGUUAGUAUUAUUUAUUGAAUUUUUUUUUAAAAAUUUUCACUGUACAAUUUAUAACUACAAUAAUCUAAUUAUUAGUCAACUUCAAAUUUUCCGGGAGACACUGAAGUUUUGGAUGAAAUUGAAAAGUAUAAUGGUUUGUGUGAUUCACAAUGUUCCCGGUAAUAUAUAUUUUUUAUUAAUUCAGACAUUUAAACAUAUUAGGUAUGUAUAAUAAUUUAUAUUUUUCUUUAUUUUAGUGAUGUAGCUUUAUAUGCAGCAAGUGCUAAUAGAAAACAUGUGGAUAAUAUUAUAAAGGUAAUAGCUGACGUAGUUUUACGGCCCAGGAUUACUGAAGAUGAGGUAAAUAAAAUAAUGUACUUCAAUGAUCUCAUUAUUUUGAAAUGAAAAUAAAUUGUUUUGGUAGUUGUAAAAAAAAAACAUCUUUUAUUAGAUUAGAAAGUUUAUAAAUAAUUAUUAACUUGUAUAAAUAUGUACAAGUAUGGUUUCAAUACCAGGAAAAAGACUGUUAUUUAUCCUAUUUGAAAUAGGAAUUAUAAAUAAGUUAAACAUUUUUUAAAUAUUUAAUUAAAAUAUCUUAAUAUUUGAAUACAGGUUAUGGCUGCAAGUAAAGCAAUUUUAUUUGAACAUGAUACAUUGAAGAUAAGUCCUGAACAAGACAAAUUGCUGGAAAAUUUAGUGCAUAUGGUAUAUAUAUUUUAAAAAUAGAUUUAUCAAUGUUUAAAAUAUAUUAUUUCUUAUUUAAAUCUAUAUUUUUUUUAUGUAGGCUGCUUUCCAACAAAAUACAUUGGGCUUAUCAAAACUUUGUCCUAUUGAAAAUAUUUCCAAAAUUAAUCGUAGUGUUUUAAUUACUUAUCUGAAAAAUCAUUAUGUUCCUGAAAGAAUUGUUAUUGGUGGUGUAGGAGUAGAUCAUCAACAAUUAGUUGAAAGUGUACAAAAGUAUUUUAAAUUUACAUUAUACUAUUAUUUCAUUGUUACAUAUUUGUAAUAUUUAGGUACUUUAUUGAUGAGAAACCAAUUUGGAACAAUGAAAAAAUUGAAUCAAUUAGUAUUGAUAACUCAAUACCACAAUACACUGGUGGAAUAAUUAAAGUAUGUGAUUAAUAUUUUUAUUAAUUAUGAGUAAUAUCUUAGUAUAAUAUAAAAAUCUAAUUUUGUAAUUUGAAUAUUUCUAAUUUUCCUUGAUUGAAUUGAGACAAUCAUUCAAAAUUAUGUGUAACAAUAAUAAGUACAAUUUAAGAAUUCUACAAAUUAAUAGUGAUUAACUUUUUCCCUUAAGGCUUUCGGGUUAAGAUUGUUUUAAAUGAAAAAUGUUUUAUAUGUUAUAUAGACAACCUACUUUUGUGUCAUCAUUGUUUUUUGUUUCCAAAUUAUUUUAUUUAUUUAUUAAAUAACAAUUGAUUAUGCAACUGAACAUAAAAUAAUAAGUAUAUUCGCAUACCACUUAUAUAUAUAAUGGAUCUAUCACGUACCACCUAAAACUAAAAAUUGAACAAUUUAUAUUUUUACAUUUAUUUUAAAAUGAUAAUAGUAUUAGAUCUAUUAAAAACAUUUGUAUGAAUAUUGAUUAAUUUAUUUUCUAUAUUGUUACCAUGUGGUUUUCUACGUAUCACUAUGCCUUCUACGUAACACAGUCUGAGAACUGCUGCUUUAAAAUACUGUAUGAUUAAUCAACAUUUGUUGGGCAUUAAAAUUACUAAUUGGUAACAAUCAUUUGAUAAAUUAUUGACAAACUUUUUCUUGGUUUAGUAUUUCUAAAUGUAAUGGAUAAUAAUAAAAAAAAAUACUUUUAAACAAUUACUACACAAAAUGUAAUAUUCAUUCUCAUAUUUGAUUAUAUAGUUUCAGUUAAGCUCAAAAAGUGUUUUGCUCUUGUUAUUUUUAAAUUUAGUGAGAAAAUAUAUUUCAUACGUUAAAUUGGAUCUAGUACAAGUAGUAAGAAAUUGUUUGGUUUAAGUAUUUACUCAUUAAUCAAAGUUUAAUAGUAUUAAUAUAGCCAGUUGUUUUAUAAAAAUAUAGUUUCUUAAAUAAAAUAAAAUUUAAAUGCUUAGAUCAGUUUUAAUACAUCUAUUUUAAAAUUAUACAGGAAGAUUGUGAUAUUCCUGCAUUUCCUGGACCAUCUGGAUUAGCUGUUUUGUCUCAUGUAAUGAUUGGCCUUGAAUCUAUACCUCUAGUAGGUAGUGAUGAUUUUGUUCCAUCGUGUGUAUUAAAUUUGAUGAUGGGCGGUGGUGGAUCCUUUAGUGCUGGUGGACCAGGAAAAGGAAUGUACACAAGGCUAUAUAGAAAUGUUUUAAACCGGUAUGAUUGAUAACUAAUAUUUUUAGUAUUUUACUUAUAAAUAUGUAAUACUUAAUUUUUACAUGUUUAGAUAUGGUUGGUUAUAUAGUGCAACUGCUUAUAACCAUGCAUAUACAGAUUGUGGAUUAUUUAGCAUUCAUGCUAGUGCUGAACCACAAUAUGUACGUGAUAUGGUUAAAGUAAUCAUAUAUGAAAUUGCUAAUAUGGCUAAUAAUAUUCAAAGGGAAGAACUUACUGUGUGUAUAAGUUUAAAUAAACUAUUAUUAUUAUUAUUAUAAACUGUAUUAAAUAAUACAUGUUUAGAAAAUAUUGAUUAGUUUUAUUUUAUUCUUAUAGAGAGCAAAGAAACAAUUGCAGUCUCUAUUACUGAUGAAUUUAGAAGCACGUCCUAUUGUAUUUGAAGACAUGGUUAGACAAAUUUUAGCUUGUGGUUAUCGAAAACAACCUGAACAAAUUCUUCAAGAAAUUGGUAGGACUUGUAUGAAAUUUAUUUAUUUGAUUGCUCUAGUUUUUAUUACAAAAAAAUAUUUCUAUUGGGAUAUGUUAAAAUUGAGUAUACACUCUAGUGUUAAGAAUUUUAACUAGUUGAACUGAGCACUGGCUGUUAAAAUAUUUGUAUUAUGUAUUGUUAGUUAAAUAUUGCAAUACCCAGUGAUAUGAUAGCCAUUGGAUAAAAUAUAAUUCAAUAUUAUAAGUCAAUUGUUAACUAUUAAAAAACAUUUUGAAAUAAGUUUUGUUUUACUGUAACUCAAGUAGUAAAUAUAAUUGACUAAUUUUGAAAAAACAGAUUUGGAAUAAAAGAAACACGUAUUUUAAAGACAAAAUUUAGUUUAACUAGGUGAAAAACAACUUGUAUUACAAAUCAGUGUUGUAUUUGCAGGUAAUUAUGUCAAGUGUUAGAAAGUUAUGUGUCAUAAAGUUGGAUAUCAUAAAUUUAAAUCUUAUAAAAGUUAUUUUUCAUAAAAAUUAUGUUAUAAAAAAUAAAUUACAACUAGACCUAACCUAACACAUGGAAAUUUUAAAUAUUUUCCACAUUCCCUAUAUUAGAUUUCUAGAUCAAAAUAAUUUUUUUUGUCAUAGGUCUACAUCAUUAUUGUUUAAUUGUUUAAUCUAUAUUUUUAAUCUGUGCGACACAAUACCCGGUUUUUUUUCGAGACGCGAUACCUUCCUUUUGCGCAUGAGACAAACUAGUGUUGGUUUAAUAAUAGUAAUAUACGAAUAUUUAACAAGCAAUACUUUUAAUAAGUUUUUUAUAUAAUUUAAUGCAAAUGGAAUUAAGUUUGACUGUUACUCCAUUCGUGAUAAUAUCCGACUACAAAAUAAAUGUAAAAGAUUAGAACAGAAUUAUGGGUAUCGUAUAAAAAAAGGUCUUAAGGUUAUCGCUUCCCAAUUUAAAAUUUAAAUAAUUACUCUAUAAUAGUAAAUUAUUUAUAGACAUUUUAUUGUUUAUAACAAAUUUCAAUAUCUGUGGUUUUUUUUUUAACAUAAUAUUAUGUUAUUUUAUAUUUUUAUAACAUAUGACUUUUAUGAGACUUAAAUUUUUGAUGUCCAACCUAAUGACAACACAUGACUUUCUAACUCUUGACCUAGAUUUGUAUUUGCAUGCCCAUUUCCUAGCGCCAUUUUUAUAAAUAGUCCAAAAUUGGCAUAUCUCAAUAGUUUUAAUUUUAUGUUCACUUGUAAUUAACUUCAACCUAAUAUCAGUGAUGUGAAAAAACGUGUUCAUUUUAUGUGAAUUGGACAUGAACACGUUCAAUUUUCUAAAACUAAGUUCUUUUUUAUAAAUGUAAUUGAUUAAUUCAUCAACAAGAUAAUUUCCAUAGGCUAUAGUUAUGUUUAUUACUAAUAUUUAAUUUAUUCAAGGAAAUUUUAAUUCCAUACAAUAAUAAUGCAAUGUUUAUUUUUUUAUUUUUCUAUCAGCAAUUUUGCUCUGAUUUACAAUGAUAGCACUUUUUCUGACUGGGGAGGUACAUUAGGGAGGACAUUUUUUGAUAUUCGAAAGAAUUUUCCCAAUAAAUUAUAAAAUAAAAAAGUCAAAUUUUUCAAUUUUCAGUUUUUUUUUUUAAUAAAAUAAAAAUAUUAUAAAUUACCCAAUGAAAUGGAAAAAUUUAUAUGUCAUUUUUAGUUUUUCUUUUGAAGUAUUUUUUGAUGAUUUUUAUUACUUUUAAAUCUGGGCCUUAGUGAUAUAAAGUAACACAUGUGCCUAAGUCAACAUUUUGAAAGAAAAUGUAAAAAAAAAAAAAAUUAAUAUUGACUGAAUUAUUAGCAUUCAGAUAAUAUUUUAGGACACUGUAUACAUAUAAACUUAUUAUUUUGUUACUGUCUAGUACCUACCUACUUAGUUGUUCAUAUUUAAUUUGCUGUUGUCAAGUGAAAAAUACUUAUACAAUUCUAUAAAAUAAUACUUGUAAUAUUAAUAGAUAAAUAUUUGAAUUGAAAUUGUGUUUCUUAGGAAAUGUAACUGAAGAAGACAUAGUAAGAGUUGUUAAGAAAAUGCUGGAUACCCCUCUGACAGUUGUUGCCCGCGGAAAUAUUUCAAAAUUACCGCUGAUGGAAGAAAUUCAAGAGUUGAUUCACACAAAACCAAGAGCAAACAUAUUUGGUCGUUUAUUAUAAUAUAUAUUAUAUAAUUUUGUUAGUGUACUUAUGUAUUGCAUUAAUUACAUUAAACAAUAAAUUUCAUUUUAUUAGUUCUAUUAUUAAUAAU